Otolemur garnettii (small-eared galago) is the source of this 8127-nucleotide messenger RNA. It is a transcript of the gene LNPEP, whose product is annotated as leucyl and cystinyl aminopeptidase. The transcript is spliced from 18 exons. NCBI's taxonomy places the organism in Eukaryota, Metazoa, Chordata, Mammalia, Primates, Galagidae. The record is from RefSeq and is a predicted model, not a curated record. Gene Ontology annotation, cellular component: cytoplasm. Gene Ontology annotation, molecular function: peptide binding; zinc ion binding; metalloaminopeptidase activity. Gene Ontology annotation, biological process: peptide catabolic process; proteolysis. Bases 45 to 3122 code for a protein of 1025 amino acids.
AGCAGGAAGCUCCGGCGCUCGGGUUGCGGAGCCGCCGCGGGGAGAUGGAGCCUUUCAGCAGCGAUCGGCUUCAGCUCCCCAGGAAUAUGAUCGAAAACAGCAUGUUUGAGGAAGAACCAGAUGUGGUGGAUUUAGCCAAAGAGCCUUGUCUACAUCCACUAGAGCCUGACGAAGUGGAAUACGAGCCCCGUGGUUCCCGGCUACUGGUCCGGGGACUCGGUGAGCAUGAGGUGGACGAGGAUGAGGAGGAUUAUGAGUCAUCUGCAAAGCUGCUGGGCAUGUCCUUCAUGAACAGAAGCUCGGGUCUUCGGAAUAGUGCAACCACCUACAGGCAGAGCCCAGACGGAGCCUGCUCAGCACUGUCUGCGAGGACCGUGGUGGUCUGUGCAUUUGUUGUGGUGGCUGCUGUGUCUGUCAUCAUGGUGAUUUACUUGCUGCCCAGAUGCACCUUCACCAAAGAAGGCUGCCACAAACAGAGCCAGUCCUUGGAGUCCAUUCAGCCAGUCGCAACAAACGGGAAGCCGUUUCCCUGGGCGCGAGUCAGGCUUCCCAUGGCCAUAAUGCCCCUGCGCUAUGAGCUCAGCCUGCACCCAAAUCUGACCUCAAUGACUUUCAAGGGCUCUGUGACAAUUUCAGUUCAUGCUCUUCAGGCCACAUGGAAUAUCAUUCUUCAUAGCACAGGUCAUAAUAUAUCAAGAGUGACCUUUAUGUCAGCAGUUUCAAGCCAAGAAAAGCAAGUUGAGAUCCUAGAAUAUCCGUUUCAUGAACAAAUUGCUGUUGUUGCCCCGGAAGCCCUUCUAAUGGGGCACAAUUACACCUUGAAGAUAGAGUAUUCAGCAAAUAUAUCUAGUUCUUACUAUGGGUUUUAUGGAAUCUCCUACACAGCUGAAAACAACGAGAAAAAGUACUUCGCAGCAACUCAGUUUGAACCUCUGGCAGCAAGAUCUGCUUUUCCUUGUUUUGAUGAACCAGCAUUUAAAGCCACCUUUAUCAUCAGGAUCAUAAGAGAUGAGCAGUAUACUGCUUUAUCAAACAUGCCCAAGAAAUCUUCAGUCCUGAUGGAAGAUGGACUCAUUCUGGAUGAGUUUUCUGAGAGCGUGAAGAUGAGCACUUACCUGGUGGCCUUCAUCAUUGGGGAGAUAAAGAGCCUGAGCCAGGAUGUGAACGGGACCCUGGUUUCCAUUUAUGCUGUACCAGAGAAGAUUGGUCAAGUUCACCAUGCCUUGGAAACAGCUGUGAAGCUUCUUGAGUUUUAUCAAAACUACUUUGAAAUUCAGUAUCCACUGAAGAAAUUAGAUCUGGUGGCUAUUCCCGACUUUGAAGCAGGUGCAAUGGAGAAUUGGGGUUUGCUCACCUUCCGAGAAGAGACACUUCUGUAUGACAACAACACUUCUUCAGUGGCGGAUAGAAAACUGGUUACUAAAAUCAUCGCUCAUGAGCUGGCCCAUCAGUGGUUUGGUAACCUGGUAACAAUGCGUUGGUGGAAUGACUUGUGGCUAAAUGAAGGUUUUGCUACCUUUAUGGAGUAUUUUUCAUUGGAAAAGAUGUUCAAAGAGCUCUCCAGUUAUGAAGAUUUCUUAGAUGCUCGAUUUAAAACCAUGAAGAAAGAUUCCUUGAAUUCUUCUCAUCCAAUAUCAUCAUCUGUUCAAUCUUCAGAACAAAUUGAAGAAAUGUUUGAUUCUCUUUCCUAUUUUAAGGGAGCUUCUCUGUUGUUGAUGCUGAAAAGUUACCUUAGUGAAGAUGUUUUUCAACAUGCCAUUGUCCUUUACCUGCAUAACCACAGCUAUGGGUCUAUUGAGAGUGAUGACCUGUGGGAUAGCUUCAAUGAGGUCACAAACAAAACCCUAGAUGUAAAGAAAAUGAUGAAAACCUGGACUCUCCAGAAAGGAUUUCCUUUAGUAACUGUUCAAAAAAAAGGAAAGGAACUUUUUAUACAACAAGAAAGAUUUUUUUUAAAUAUGAAGCCUGAAAUUCAGCCUUCAGAUGGAAGCUACCUGUGGCAUAUUCCACUAUCCUAUGUUACUGAGGGAAGAAAUUAUUCAAAACAUCGAUCGGUAUCAUUACUGGACAAGAGAUCAGGCAUCAUCAACCUUACAGAGGACGUGCAGUGGGUCAAAGUCAAUGCAGACAUGAAUGGCUACUACCUUGUGCAUUAUGCCAGUGAUGACUGGGAGUCACUAAUUACACAGCUGAGAGUGAACCCUUAUGUUCUGAGUGACAAGGACCGAGCCAACCUCAUCAACAACAUCUUUGAACUUGCAGGCCUAGGCAGAGUGUCUCUCCAGAGGGCUUUUGAUUUGAUCGAUUAUCUUCAAAGUGAAAAUGAUACUGCACCCAUCACUGAAGCCCUCUUCCAGACAGGCCUCAUCUUUGACCUCCUUGAAAAGCUGGGCCGCAUGGAUCUGGCCUCAAGGCUGGUGAUGAGAGUAUUUAAAUUGCUUCAAAACCAAAUCCAACAACAGACAUGGACUGACGAGGGUCCCCCCUCUGUGCGGGAGCUGCGGUCAGCUUUGCUGGAAUUCGCCUGUGCCCACAGCCUGGCAGGCUGUUGCACCACUGCCACGCAGCUGUUUGAUGCCUGGGUGGCCUCCAAUGGCACUCAGAGCUUGCCCACUGAUGUCAUGGCGACUGUGUUCAAAGUGGGAGCCAGGACUGAGAAUGGCUGGUUGUUCCUUCUGAGCAAGUACACAUCUCUUGGCUCUGAAGCAGAGAAGAACAAAAUACUUGAAGCUCUUGCCAGCUCAGAAGAUGUACGGAAACUUUACUGGUUAAUGAAAAGUAGCCUCGAUGGAGAUACCAUCAGAACACAAAAGCUGUCUUUUAUCAUUAGAACAGUGGGCCGACACUUUCCUGGACACUUACUGGCAUGGGAUUUUGUCAAAGAAAACUGGAAUAAGCUUGUACAGAAGUUCCCUCUGGGGUCUUACACCAUACAAAGUAUUGUUGCUGGAUCAACUCACCUGUUUUCAACAAAGACACAUUUAUCUGAGGUUCAGACAUUCUUUGAAAAUCAGUCAGAGACAACCUUUCGGCUUCGCUGUGUCCAGGAGGCUUUGGAAGUCAUCCAGCUGAACAUCCAGUGGGUGGAGAAGAACCUGAAGGCUCUGACAUGGUGGCUGUAGCAUGACAGCUGCACCUCACCUUGUCACCCACUCAGAGAGCUGAUAAACUUGGUCUCUGCUGCUUUUGCAAAAGCAAAGCUGAAGCCAGGCUGCUGCCAAGUUGUUUGCACUUGUGGGAGUUCUAGUUAGCUCAGGGCCCAACUGUAUUCUUCAUCUGUCUUUCUGAAAUGUCUUUGGACGGUAUGUAGUUAUUUGUUAUAGAAUUACAUUCAUAUAUGCCAACCAUCUACAGAAACAAUGAGCAAAUUUUUAUACUUUGAAGAUACACAAAUGGAGGAAAAGUCUGUUUGGAAUUCUGUUCUGUUCUGUUUCCAGAAAGUUACUGAACACAGUACAACAAGGAAUGUCUACCCUCGGAGCCACUCCUGUGCAGGCCACUGCUUUGUCAGUGCCUGUUGCUUCUUGUUGGUAUACAUCAUUGGAAUGUGGCACAGAGUGAGCUCCAGGGGGUGUGACAAAAGACAGCAAAGCCUGCCUACAGGGACGGGCCUUGGCUGUGCAGAGCUGCUGUGAUUGGAGAUUUUGGUUAAUCCUUUAUCUUCUGAAAAAUGUCUAAAUAUCUAUAUAAGUAUUGUAUCUUUUUCUGCAGAAUACCCAGGUGCUACAAAUUUUUAACUUUUUUGUUGUAUUGAAAAGCUAAAUAACAUGGCCAAAAGGUUAAUUUUUCCAAAUAUUUAAUGCUUUUGUUUUCAUUGUUUAUAGUAUUACCAUAUAUAGAACUGUUCCAAACCAAUUAGCUUUAAUUAUGUCAUUCAUGAAUGCUGAUAUUCCCCAAAUCUGUAUGCCUUUAUCACUGUCUGCUAUAGAUAUAUCUUAUGUUAUAGAGAAGUAUUUCUACAUUUGUGGCAAGGAUUUUGCUAGCACUGAUGUUUUUCAUCAUGGCUUUUAUCACUAUUGCUAAGAAUGCAAUUUAAGUUGUCUUUUGGCAUCACAGAUCACAGACACUUUCUCUCUGAAUCAUAGCCAUGUGUGGAUUUUCAUUUUAUAUGAUAGAGUAGCAUAUUAGAAGCAUAUUUUAAAAUAGGGCCUUUCAGAAAUUGAAAUUUUUUAUUUGAAGUUCACCAUAGUACCUUAAAGGAACAGAAGGAAUGGAGUAUUUGAAUUUGAGUUCAGACGUAGUGGGCUCUGAGUUUUUUCCAUGUCAAAAAUAGAACUUCUCUUUAGUUAAAAGUCAUAGUUUUUCUUUUAUUGUGGUCAAACUAACAUUAAAAGGAGUGGUCAAAGGGAGAAAGAAGAUAAAUGAGGGAGGAAUCCAAACUGUAAGGCAUUUUUACUCCUUCUGAAGGGGAAAUACUGUACUUGAAUUUUUUGAGCUAUGCAGACCUAUACUUGGAUUGUUUUUUAGUUUGAUUCUUAGGAAAAAAGCUUUCUUCCUAAUAAUUGUUGAGAACUUUAUAUUUUGUUUUAAAAUGGCUUCUAUGUAUAUAAAAAGGGUAGUCACCCACUUGUAAGCACUUAAAACACUCCACAGAGUCAGAUAGUGGAAAAGGUCACCUUUUUUUUAUUCAGCAGGUGUGAAGUUAGAAUAUAUGGGAUUGUGUAUAAAAUUAAAUUUUAUUUUAUGAAAAUAUUUUUGUAUAAUAAAAUUUAAAAGGCUGACAAGCUAAAAAUUAGCCUUCUUUAAUCCUAUUGUGUUUCUCCCCCAUUUUGUCUUUUUUAAACAUUUAUCUCUCUGCUUUAGAGUAAAAGUCAUAUUCUGAGAAUCACAGAAUAACCUAAAUAUGUCUUUUUGAAACUGGGAUGAUUGUAAGUCUUUAUUCCUCUUGUACUUUGGUAAAUGAUAAUUUAGUUAAUAUUGAAAGUGAGGGUGUUUUUGUAUUUUUAGAAUGAGGGAAAAAUACUAAACUUUUGAAGAUUUUUUGAUCGUUGCUGGUUUUUUACCAUGUUGUGUUACUAAAUUCCACUUUGAUACAGAGUUUAAACUUUUACUCUUCACAGUGAGUUAAGAUCUUCAGUUCUGCCUGCCAGUCUUGACAUUGGUCCUAGAACGUGUGAAAAUUUUGCAUAUGGCAAAUCUCAUCUCCAAUCACAUCAUUUCCCUGUGUCUGUGUGUGGUAUGGACAGGGUUGUCACAAGUAAAACUUUAUUAAAACUCAGGCUGACAGUGAAGUGUCAGGAUCCACGGCUUCUCCCCACGAUGCCAGAUUGUGACCUUUGUGGUUUUAUUUGUGGUAGCUUUAGUAGGCCUCACCUCAGUUCUUCACAGAUAAUUCCAUGAUUUUGAGUAUUAAAGUAACCCUUUCUAUAUGGGAGUUUUAAAAACUAGGUCUUUGUCAGGAACAUAAGGUUAGAAGGUAGAAAUUAUAAUAUUAAUAUAAUGGGAGCUUUCAAAGGUUUAUUUUCCCCGAAGCCCUAUCUUAGCCACUGUGUUUCUGAGAACCCACACGGACUCACUGAAGUGCAGGCUCCUACCACAGCUAAGUGCUUACUGAGUGGCUGUUCUGUUUUGUUCACUAAGAGAGGUGUUCUACUUGGAUGUAUUAAUGAAAGUGACAUCUUUUGAGAUUAUUGGGAGAGAGAGAAUUGCAGAUCUAGAGUUGUACAAGGAAAGUUUGUGCUUUGGAGAUGUGAGCAGUGAUACAAUUGUAGCUGAGUGCAGCUGCUGUUAGCGCGAGGCGGGCAUUGCCCGAGUGCGCCACCAGUUUGUGCCUCCAUCUCACGUCAGCCUCACCUCAGUCUCUGUAAGUGAAAUGUUGCUGCUUGCCAUUGUUUCAAUGACUGUGAACUUUUCUGCUAUCACAGGUUCUUCUGAACUCCUCAUUUUCUUUGCCCUGUGUGUUUUCAUUGUGUGCUGCUGCCUGUACAAAGAGCUGUCAGGGAGCCCUGGGUGUAGGGGGCAGCUGCACUGCUCUCAAUCCUAUACUGAGUUCGGUGGGUUGCUGGCAGACUGCUAUCAAGUUGGAUUUUCAAAAGAUUCUACUUAAACUAAAGCACCUGGAACCAUCAUCCGCAGACAGGUUGCUGAAUGUUCACAGCAUCCUUGUGUUCCCUCAGGCUGCUAGGAAUGUGUGUAUGUCUCAGACACAUCGUCACCCAGGAAUAUAAGGUACAAAUCAUAGUAUUAAUAUAAUGGAAGCUUUCAAAGGUUUAUUUUCCACAAAGAUUAGAAGGUUAAAUUAAGGUUUUAAUUUAAGGAGUCUCUGAGUCGCAGAGGCCACAGAUCUGAUUAGAUCCUCUUCUCACCUUUGACUUUAUUAUUUUUGCCUUUAUUGGAAUUAACUCUCUUUUAAAGAGCUAGCUUCAUUCCCCACCCUCUGUGUAUUUUCGAAAACUGAGGUGUAUGUCUUGCUGGUUUCCACCUUCUGUGUUGCUCACCGCCUUCUGCAUUGCCUGAUGCGCUGCAGGUGGGGAGUGCAGUUGGCCGUGCAGCCCCUUCUCCCCGACCCGUGUUGCCUGUAGGGCAGCUGGUGGAUUCCUAUGAGUGGUUUGGGGGUGAUUUACUUUUAAAAUGUACAUAUGUGUUCUUGAUGGUUUUAUUGUCUUCCAUUUUACAUGUUUUUGUCCUGAUGAAAAAUGAUAGGCAUUGUCCUUCAGCAUCUCAUUCUCCCUUCCCUUCCCUGUAGCAGCAGCUGCAGAGAAGUUACUUGGCUCCUUUUCUUGAAAGAGGUGGUGGUGUUGAAAGGAGAGCUGUGUAUGUUCUUUGAAAAGUGUGUACAGAUGUCUGUGCUGCUAUUUGGAGAAUGUGAUGCUGUGUUUCAUUCGUCCUGCUGGUGGGCAUGUGGGUGGGCAUGGGAUCCUGACCCAUGAACAGAACAGCUGUGGCUGCUACUGUCCGGCCCCGGGCCAGGCUGCCUGCCAACCCACGGCUCUGUGCCUCUUCAUGCUGCUUCCCAUGUUCCCUGGCAUGCUUGUCUGUCUGCAUGGGCUCAUGUGUGCUCACAGAAACAGCUGCUCUUUCACUUUGCCCUUACUGCAUCUUAGGCAAAGGUGAGGCAGCUGGGCUGCCGAAGAAAGUGGUGUCCACUCAGCACACGGGAGUGUCCUUGCUGCCGCCUGUUUCACAGCUCCCUCAGUUCUCUGUCCUUGUGGACACACAGGCACCUCAUCAGGUGUGGAGGUGCCACCUGUGGCGGCCCCCACACAGGGCAGCAGUGACACAGCAGUGACCAGCUGGAUUCUGGGAGCAGGCGAGGGGCAGGGCUGGCAGCUCAGCGCACCAGUGUUUCCACUGCCACACUGUGGACCUCAGAGUUCUGGGCACAUUUCUCCUCCUUCCGUAGUGCCACAGGGGCAGUGCAUGUAGAGUAGUUUGAGGGGUUCGAAGGGUUUUUGCUAGGGGAGAGAAGGUGAUUUCAGGGUAAGGUUGUAUUUUUAAAAAAUGUAUAUAAAUGUUUUUACUACUUUUUUGUUAGCUUGUUUCUUGCCUUGUUUUUCAAAUGGGCAUGUCAUGAAAGCCAAGGUUCAGUCUGUUCGGGUCUCCUUCUCCCCUCCCUAUUGCCCAUGGACAGGAUCUAGAACCACGUAGGGGUUUGUUUUAGGAGUUCUUUUGUGGGUAUUGGGGUGUGUGCUUCUGUAAAUAUUUGCACAUGUAUUUACUCCUUAUUGUGUGUUUCCCUGGAGGCCUGUGCAGCCGUGUGCAGCUGGUUCCUAACGGAUGUGGAGCUCUGCUCCUCCUUGUCUAUAUGGGGAAAUUUUAAAGUAGUUUAAUUUCCUGAAGUUGUGGGGGUGGAGGGGUCAAGGCCAGGAUGUGUGCACAGGCCUCAUUGCUGUGCUCUGUUGCUCACCUGUACCCGCUGCUGCAGGCACCUGCUGACACAGGUUCCCAGAGCACGGUCUCCCCUCCCCCGCUUCUGUGUGGCAUCUGUAAUGUGCUUUGGUUUCCUUCAGUGCCCUCCCAGGAAGAUGGGGCAUGCACUUUUAGAAAUGUAUAUAAAUGGUUUUUGGUGUUACUUCAUUUUGUACCUAUAUCGUUCCAUGGACACUUAGGUACGUAAUGAAAAUCGAGGUUCAUUCUAUGAAAACAUCACCUUCUCCCCUUCCCGUAUUGCCCGUUUGGGCAAUGGCU